AAGGGCACGGACGGCGCGGAGAAGGCGGCGGAGAAGGCGAAGCCCGCGAAGGCAGAGGAGGCCAAGGGGAAAGCGACGAAGCCCGAGGAGGCCGCGGAGGAGGGGCCGCCAAAGUAUACAAAAUCAAUUUUAAAGAAGGGUGAUAAAACCAACUUUCCGAAGAAAGGAGACACUGUUCAUUGCUGGUAUACAGGAAAACUACAGGAUGGGACAGUCUUCGAUACUAAUAUUCAAACAAGUUCAAAGAAGAAAAAAGCAGCCAAACCUUUAAGUUUCAAAGUUGGCGUAGGAAAAGUAAUUCGAGGUUGGGAUGAAGCUCUCCUAACAAUGAGUAAAGGAGAGAAGGCUCAACUGGAAAUUGAACCCGAGUGGGCAUAUGGCAAGAAAGGGCAACCAGAUGCUAAGAUUCCACCAAAUGCAAAACUUUUCUUUGAAGUGGAAUUGGUGGAUAUCGAGUGA
Molecule: messenger RNA, 459 nt
Organism: Phaethon lepturus (White-tailed tropicbird)
Lineage: Eukaryota; Metazoa; Chordata; Aves; Phaethontiformes; Phaethontidae
Gene: FKBP3
Product: FK506 binding protein 3, 25kDa
Exons: 5
Molecular function (GO): peptidyl-prolyl cis-trans isomerase activity
Source: RefSeq, a predicted model, not a curated record